AUGGCUUUAGAUUUUUCUGCUACAUAUAAAUUAUUAGUUUUAGGUGAUUCUAAUGUCGGAAAAACGUGUAUAGUGCACAGAUAUUGUGACGAAAGAUAUUAUGAUAUCUACAUAUCUACUAUCGGCAUUGAUUUCAAACAAAAGAUAAUCAACUUGGACGGUGUACCAAUCAAGCUACAAAUAUGGGACACCGCAGGUCAAGAGAGAUUCAGAACACUUACAACAGCGUACUACAGAGGUGCUAUGGGAAUUAUAUUAAUGUACGACAUCACUAACUUGGAAUCAUUCAAUCAUUUAUCCUACUGGCUGAGAAACAUCCAAGAGUACGCAUCACCAGAUGUUAUUAAAGUUUUAGUGGGCAAUAAAUGCGACGUGCACGAGAAUCACCGUGCCGUUCCUAGGGAAAGAGGACAAAAGAUCGCAGAUGAUUUUGAUAUGCCAUUUUUCGAAGUGUCCUGCAAAAGUAAUAUAAAUAUCGAAGAGGCGUUCGUAACAUUGGCCAGAAAGAUACGGGAAUACCGAGAGACUAAGGCGGAUGCGUUCGAGUUGAAGGAAAGAGACAACGUCAUCAAAGCUUCUGAAUCCGAAACAGACGUCUCCAAGUGUAGUUGUUAG
Danaus chrysippus (African queen) is the source of this 615-nucleotide messenger RNA. The record is from the annotation of a GenBank genome assembly. NCBI's taxonomy places the organism in Eukaryota, Metazoa, Arthropoda, Insecta, Lepidoptera, Nymphalidae.